This is a messenger RNA of Xiphias gladius (swordfish), 1853 nucleotides long. It is a transcript of the gene aaas, whose product is annotated as achalasia, adrenocortical insufficiency, alacrimia. The coding region runs from base 118 to 1770 and encodes 550 amino acids. The transcript has 17 exons. NCBI's taxonomy places the organism in Eukaryota, Metazoa, Chordata, Actinopteri, Istiophoriformes, Xiphiidae. Gene Ontology annotation, biological process: nucleocytoplasmic transport. The record is from RefSeq and is a predicted model, not a curated record. Gene Ontology annotation, molecular function: protein binding. Gene Ontology annotation, cellular component: nuclear pore.
ACGAUUUGUCCCUUCGGCUCGCCGUAGCGCACACGGCGGGAUUGACUCGAAGCUGGGUACCGAAAGUGUCACAACAGCGUAGCAUCUACUUUUAUUUUGUUGCUUGGAAACUAGCGCAUGAUAAUCGGCUACCGUACACAGGACACACUGCAAGGUAACUUCCACGACAAAAAAAAGGUUCAGUGGCAGGGUUUCACCGUGUUGAAGAUGUGCUCGCUGGCGCUGUUCCCCCCUCCGCUGCCCUCCGGACAGACCACUCUGUGCGAGUCCAACAACGAGCUGCUGUCCGGGACCAGCACCGAAGACCGACCGAAACAGGAGUCUAGUCCUCUGAGUCUGUAUUUCCCCCGGGAGUCUCUGAAGCUCCACAGUCGUGCAGAAAGCAGCAGCAAGGCGGCAUUUCUGGAUCACUCAGAAACACUGUGGAUGAGGAGUGCAGCAGCGUGGCGAGAUGGUGGUUUCACAGGGCUACUCACUGAAAUUACCAACUCACAUACAGAGGUGCCUAAAUGGCUGUCAGUGAGUUCCGGUUGUACCCUGGCGUUGCUCCGAUGGGUCUCUUCUUUUCACGGAUCCUUGUUUCCUCAUCUCACAUUGAGCAGCGAGGACAUGAUAGCUGAGUUUUCACAAGUCCUGAACUGGUCUGACUGUGUGGUGCGAGCCUUCGCCUGGCAUCCUCACGCAGAUAAAUUUGCUGUAGCCCUCCUGGACGACUCCAUUAAGAUCUACAACCCCAAAAGUGCCACAACUCCCACACUGAAGCACCGUCUACAGAGGAGUGUGGCAGCGGUGCAGUGGAAGCCGCUGUGUGCGUCUGCUUUGGCUGUCGCCUGUCAAAACUGUUUACUCGUCUGGCACGUGGACCCCUGCUCACUGUCAACCAGGCCUUCAUCGGGUUGUGCUCAAGUUCUGUCUCAUCCUGGCCACUCCCCGGUCACUUCCAUCGCCUGGUCUCCAAGCGGGUCUCUCCUCAUGUCGGCCUCGCCUGUGGACACUGCAGUGAUGGUUUGGGAUGUCGCUGCAGAAAGCUGCGUGGCACUACAGAGGGUCGGAGGAGGUGGGGUCACCUUCCUGUCCUGGUCCCCUGACGGCAGCCAUGUCCUUGCUUCAACACCGUCUUCCCUGUUCAGGGUUUGGGAGACCAGGAUGUGGACCUGUGAGCGUUGGCCAUGCGUGAAAGGGCGCUGCCAGUCGGGCUGUUGGAGUCCAGAUGGGAGUCGACUUCUCUUCACCGUGCAGGGAGAGACGGUCAUCUAUGCUCUGACCUUCACUGACACACCAGCAGGUAUUCCUACACGCACCUCGAAAGGGCCAAUGGCAGCAGCGGUGGUGGCUGACCUGUCGGAGACAACCUUUAACACGCAGGAUGGAGACAUCAUUGUUGGAGGAGAGAUCCAGUCUUUAGCCUGGGAUCCAAGAGGAGAGAGGCUUGCAGUGCUUCUUAAAGGUCACCCACAGGCAGCAGACAGGCCUGCAAUUAUCGCAGUGUUCAAGACGAGGACCAACCCCAUUUUUGAGCUCUUGCCGUGUGGUUUUGUUCAAGGGGAGCCUGGUGCAGAGCCGAGACUGAUGCAGUUCCACCCGAAUUUCCAGCACGGAGCUCUGCUCACUGUGUGUUGGUCCACCGGAAGAAUUACCCACGUGCCUUUCUACUUCCUGAGCGCCGGCAUCCCCCAUUUUGGCCUGAGUGGCAGUCCGCUACUGCCUCGCCCACAGGAAAGGCCUUCUGCCUCGGCCAAUCAGUCGCUCUUCACAGAGUUCAUCUCUUGACCCACCAAUCACUCACCAUCACACACUCACAAGUCAUUUUUGUUAUCAUGGAUUGUCAAUAAAUGUUUAGAAUGUUCCUUCUA